CCCUGCACUCACACUGCAGAGUAUGGAGCAAGCCACGCAUUUAUUCACCGCUAAGUCGUGGUGGUGGACUAGUACUGCAGCUACCUGCCAGCAAUGGAUGAGAGCUGCAGCGGCAAGAAGUGGAGGAAAGGGGAUCCCCAUCAACGGCCGGAGCAGAUGAGCGACAUGGCCGCGCCGGCGGCGGGCAUCAGCGGCAUCAUCGACCCGGAAGUUCUCGACUGCACCAUCUGCUUCGACCCCCUCCAGCCUCCGGUCUUCCAGUGCGCCGUUGGGCAUGUGAUCUGCUCACCCUGCCAAGGCAAACUCAUAAACAAGGAGAACUGCAACACGUGCUCCCUCCCCGGCGGGUACAACCGAUGCUACGCACUCGAAAAAAUCCUGGAGUCCCUCCGCAUCCCUUGCGCCAACGCCGCGUACGGGUGCACCGUGAAGACGCACUAUCACGAGGUGGAGGACCAUGGCAAGUCAUGCCCCCACGCGCCAUGCUUCUGUCCGGAACCUGGCUGCAACUUCGCCGGCUCCACCGUUGCACUCCUGGCUCAUCUUACCGGCGGUCAUAUGUGGCCAUCCACCGAGUUGGAGUACAAUGUUAAGCUCACACUGGAGGUGAAAGCAGGAGUGCAUGUUCUCCACAGGCGAGACAGGAGUCCCUUUUUCCUCGUGAAGUUCACUCCGGCGCCGCCACCUUACGGCAGCGCCGCCUCAGUUUUGUGCGUAGAUCCUGAUGCCACCGCCACCAUGGAGAAGGGGCGCAAGUUCAGGUGCCAACUUGGCUCGAGCAACGUCGACAUGGAUUGGCAGCAAUAUUCGCGUUUCCAGGUCAGGAGCACCACGCUCUCCGACGGGUGGCCACCGACAGAGGACGGCGGUUCCCUAUAUGUUGCACCCAGCACCGAGAGCAUCACUGUCAGUAUCACGAAGAUAAUGCGCGACAUAUGCUCAUUGCCUGCCAGGAAAAACAUCAGGUCACAGCAGCUAGAGCACUUCUGCAAAAGAAAGUCGAGCAACCCUGAUGCGAAGACCUUCAGUCAACCGCGGAUGGGAGAAUCUACAAAAAAGCAACAUAUCAGUACGAUGUAGACUGUAGACUUGCAGCUAAAACACACAAUGUGCUGACAGCUCCACAAUGAUUUCGACCUUCUAAGAUCCCGCCAUGGAUCUGUGGUGUGCACUACACCUUAUGCUAACUAUUGAUUCCGCCUCAAAUUUAGACUGGGCAGCGAAAACGCACGAGCUGGUCUUUCAUGGUACGUGACAGUACCAUGCAUGCACAACACCUUAUAUAUACCUCGAAACCUGAUCUCUACAAGGUGAACACAAAAACAAAUUUCUAGUUCAAUCAGCAUUCCCCUUCGGUUCAGUAGUCAUGUGGUAGAGAUGUAUGUGUGUGUGUGACUAAUUAAUUUUAGUAAUCCGUAAUUCAAGGUAUGAACUGUGUGUUUCAAGGUAAUCGCAGGCAAUGAAUGUAUGACCAUUGUAAAGUUUGUUCUAAUAACUGCUACUGCAUUUACAAGGAAAACACUGUAUAUGGUGCUGUUACAACCCUGUUCAGGAGAUGGUGCAUAUAUAUCAAAACAAGCACACCAUGUAGAGUGAUUCCAGGUAGACAGAAUAUUUUUUUCAAUAGAAAGUCUGGUUUCAUGAUCGCUCGCCAAACAGAGUAGAGGUCAUUUACCAGAUUCCAUGCAGGACGAUUCUUCAGGCAAUGAAAUUACAUACUUUGCUUCAGCUUGCUGAACACCAGAAUCCCAACAGCACCUGUCUAUGAGAAUUUGAGGGCAGCAAAGCGAUUCUAUAAGCUUCUGAUGCUACCAUCAUGAUGUUGAAUCUAUCUUCAAGGUCUUUGAAGCCCAGGCCACACACCCAUGUUUUUUUGGGUUCAGCAACUCAUCCCAACUCACCCAAUCUAUUCUGUUUGCCAGUUUGUGUCAUGCUGCCAUCC
Messenger RNA from Triticum aestivum (bread wheat), 1942 nucleotides. Its product is annotated as putative E3 ubiquitin-protein ligase SINA-like 6. The record is from RefSeq and is a predicted model, not a curated record. Gene Ontology annotation, molecular function: zinc ion binding; ubiquitin protein ligase activity. The transcript is spliced from 2 exons. Gene Ontology annotation, cellular component: cytoplasm. The coding region runs from base 94 to 1080 and encodes 328 amino acids. NCBI's taxonomy places the organism in Eukaryota, Viridiplantae, Streptophyta, Magnoliopsida, Poales, Poaceae.